Molecule: messenger RNA, 1383 nt
Organism: Strongyloides ratti
Lineage: Eukaryota; Metazoa; Nematoda; Chromadorea; Rhabditida; Strongyloididae
Exons: 5
Coding region: 1-1383 (460 amino acids)
Source: RefSeq, a predicted model, not a curated record
AUGUGUUUAAGUUAUUAUCAAUACACAAGAAAGAGUAUAUAUCAUAUUAUAAUACUUUGUAGGAGUAAAUUUGGUGUUUUAGGCAAAAGAUUUUCUAACAACAUGUAUGUAAACAAUAUGAAACAAUUAUUAAGCCAAGAACUACCUCUUGGUAUCAGACCAUCUGACGACUUAUAUCAAUCAGUAUAUAAAAUAAAAAAAAGUGAAGAACUUGCAAUUCUUAUUGGCCAAUUAUGUAUUCUUUAUAAGAAAACAAAUAAAGUACCAAGAGUGUUAACUGAUAAUGAUUGGAUGAAAUUAUUGAAUAUGAAUAGGGUAAAAGACAGAGAUAUUUAUUUGUAUGAUUUGUAUAUAAAAAGUUUUAAUAAAAUGUCUCCAAAAGUAGAUGAAAAAAGUAUAUUAGAAGAAAAUAAAAAAAAAAAUGAAAAUCGGGAAAUAGUUUAUGAUCGCAAUCACUAUCAACUUGUAGAUUGUUAUGGUAAUGAUUUUGAAGAACGUAUAAAUCUACAAUAUGGUAACAAUUAUUGCUCAGCCUUAAGAAUUAAUGAAACAAUUCCAAAGAUUAUUUUUGAUUGUAAAUACUUAUACAAACUUUCUUUAGAUAUGCAAUUCAAUUUUUCUCAGGGAAUUGUAAAAUUAUGGAAUUAUUUUUGGUUAAAUGGAUGUGUAUUUGAUAUAAAAAUGACAAAUUUCUUAACAGAUCCAGCGUUAUCAAAUUUAAUACAAGACAAUUUUCUUUUUUUAUAUAAAUCACAAGGAACAAAUGAAGAAAACAUUAAUAUAGAUCAUGAAAAAUGGAUGAUGUCAUCAGGAUAUGAUUGUCCAUUUAAACCAACACUUACAACAAAGCAAACAAAUUUUUUUAUUGAUAAAUUAGAAAAAUCAGCUUUUAUUACACCUCUUGCUACCGAAAAUUUACCGGAUGAUAUAUCAAUAUUUGAUACUUUUAUUAUUGCGCCAUCAGAUGAAAAAAGACACAGGGAUUCAAUAUCGCUAGCCAAUUAUUACAAUAUGCCAGCAUUUAAACUACCAGUAGAAAAGUAUUAUGGAUAUAACAGAAAAGUGGAUAAAUCUAAUCCUUUUGUAUUAGGGAAAGUACUUUCUUCUGUAUAUUAUAAAAAAAUGAACUGGACAAAAGCAUUAAGUGUUCAUUUAUCAAAAGAAAAUUUAAAACCAUUUUUUGAAUCUUUAGAUGAUAAAGAAUAUGCAGAAAGAGAGAAGAUAAAGCAUGAAAUGGUUCUCUUUACUCGUAAAUUCAAAAAAAUGAAAUAUUCAAUUGAUUCUAAAAUGAUUCAAGCAAAAGGAAAAAUAGAUCCAUUAACUGAAAAAAAAAUUGUUUAUCAUAAGUACUCAAGAGAGGAAAGGAAGAAGAAUUUCUCUUAG